CACGGUGAUUGGUUCGCUCGUAAAACGCGAGAAGUCACAUUUACGACUUUAUCCAGCCGGUCGGUGGUUGAAGAAGUGGCUGCGCAUGGACGUCGUGAGGGUGCAUCAAGUCAUGGCCGACGUGGACUUGAUCAAGAGAGCCACCGACGCGAAGAUGGCCCUGGUGAAGAAAGUUAAAAGGCGCGUUCAAAGCAAGCUCAACCAGCGACGCUACCGUGCCGACCAAAAGGCGUUGACGGACCGCCUGGAACAGGCCGUCUUACAUCUGCACAACGAUGUGGCCCGCAUGGAGGGGCGCGCGGAAACGAUACGACUGGCCGUUUCCCACACCCUUCGAACGUUUGAUCACGAGUGCAAGCUCAGCACAGAGUACUUUCGUCUUUUUGAUCAAGGAUAUGACCUGGACCCGACGUCGACGCGGCACCAGAGUCAGUUUGCCUAUUUGACCAACGCAAUGAGUCAAGACCUCGUUAUCAUGGGCAAAGUCGGGCGUGACAAACUCUUUGAGCAGUGGGUGCUCUACAUGAGCACGUUCGAAGCGUUUUCGAUGGAGCUCCACAACGUGCAAUUGGUAUCCUUGACGCCCACUGCCACUGUCCACAUCGAAACGACGCUGCACUUGCGAAUGUCGCGCAAGUCGAUAUCGUUGUUGUUUCCGCACCUCCUGGACAACGAGCCCCUCGUCCAACGUCUAAUUGGAAAGGUGAUGCACUUACCAGCCCAACAACGCUUCAUCUUCGACAGCAAUGGUGUCGUCCAAGAACUUGGCACGCAUGCGAACACGGCAUGUGCGUUGAUGACUCUCCUCGGCAGCGUGGAUGAUACGCUGACAGUCAUCGCGGAUUUUCAGUUGACCGAAGCAGCCGAGCUUGUCUCGCGUGCAGGGUAACCUGUCCUCGCCCCAGACGACAGUGAUCGAAUUAAGAUACACGGUGGAUGUUAUGGAUGAGCUUCCAGACAUUUGAGUCGUCGUUGUUGAACCAAAGUGAAUCCUCGGCUCG
This is a messenger RNA of Aphanomyces invadans, 1001 nucleotides long. RefSeq lists its product as hypothetical. Bases 86 to 889 code for a protein of 267 amino acids. The transcript has a single exon. The record is from RefSeq and is a predicted model, not a curated record. Lineage: Eukaryota; Oomycota; Saprolegniomycetes; Saprolegniales; Verrucalvaceae.